UCUCUAAAUUGCUGUGAACCAUGGCUCAGCUGUACUACAAGAAGGUUAAUUACUCACCAUACAGAGAUCGCAUUCCUCUGCAAAUCGUGAGGGCUGAGACAGAACUCUCUGCAGAGGAGAAGGCCUUCCUCAAUGCAGUGGAGAAGGGGGAUUAUGCCACUGUGAAGCAGGCCCUGCAGGAGGCUGAGAUCUACUACAAUGUGAACAUCAACUGCAUGGAUCCUUUGGGCCGGAGUGCCCUGCUUAUUGCCAUUGAGAAUGAGAACUUGGAAAUCAUGGAGCUACUGCUGAACCACAGCGUGUAUGUAGGUGAUGCAUUACUCUAUGCCAUCCGCAAGGAGGUGGUGGGUGCUGUGGAGCUUCUGCUCAGCUACAGGAAGCCCAGUGGAGAGAAGCAGGUCCCCACACUGAUGAUGGACACCCAGUUCUCUGAGUUCACACCAGACAUCACUCCCAUCAUGUUGGCUGCCCACACCAACAACUAUGAGAUCAUCAAAUUGCUUGUCCAAAAACGAGUCACUAUCCCGCGGCCUCACCAGAUUCGCUGCAACUGUGUGGAAUGUGUGUCCAGUUCAGAGGUAGACAGCCUCCGCCACUCCCGCUCCAGAUUGAACAUCUAUAAGGCUUUAGCAAGCCCAUCACUCAUUGCCUUAUCAAGUGAGGACCCCAUCCUAACUGCAUUCCGCCUGGGCUGGGAGCUCAAGGAGCUCAGCAAGGUGGAGAACGAGUUCAAGGCCGAAUACGAAGAGCUGUCUCAGCAAUGCAAGCUCUUUGCCAAAGACCUGCUGGACCAAGCUCGGAGCUCCCGUGAACUGGAGAUCAUCCUUAACCAUAGGGACGACCACAGUGAAGAGCUUGAUCCCCAAAAGUACCAUGACCUUGCCAAACUGAAAGUGGCAAUCAAAUACCAUCAGAAAGAGUUUGUUGCUCAGCCCAACUGCCAACAGUUGCUUGCCACACUGUGGUACGAUGGCUUCCCUGGAUGGCGGCGGAAACACUGGGUAGUCAAGCUUCUGACCUGUAUGACCAUUGGAUUCCUGUUUCCCAUGCUGUCUAUAGCCUAUCUGAUCUCACCCAGGAGCAACCUUGGGCUGUUCAUCAAGAAACCCUUUAUCAAGUUCAUCUGCCACACAGCAUCCUAUUUGACCUUCCUCUUCAUGCUUCUCUUGGCUUCUCAGCAUAUUGUCAGGACAGACCUCCAUGUGCAGGGGCCUCCUCCAACUGUGGUGGAAUGGAUGAUAUUGCCUUGGGUUCUAGGUUUCAUUUGGGGAGAGAUUAAGGAAAUGUGGGAUGGUGGAUUUACUGAAUACAUCCAUGAUUGGUGGAAUCUGAUGGAUUUUGCAAUGAACUCCCUCUACUUAGCAACUAUUUCCCUGAAAAUUGUGGCCUAUGUCAAGUAUAAUGGUUCUCGUCCAAGGGAGGAAUGGGAAAUGUGGCACCCGACUUUGAUUGCAGAGGCACUCUUCGCUAUAUCCAACAUUUUAAGUUCCUUGCGUCUCAUAUCCCUGUUCACAGCCAACUCUCAUUUAGGGCCUCUGCAAAUCUCUUUGGGACGCAUGCUGCUUGAUAUCCUCAAAUUCCUCUUUAUCUACUGCCUGGUACUGCUGGCUUUUGCCAACGGACUGAACCAGCUUUACUUUUAUUAUGAGACCAGAGCUAUCGAUGAGCCUAACAACUGCAAGGGGAUCCGGUGUGAGAAACAGAACAAUGCCUUCUCCACGCUCUUUGAAACCCUCCAGUCACUCUUUUGGUCUGUAUUUGGCCUUCUAAAUCUCUAUGUCACCAAUGUGAAAGCGAGACAUGAGUUCACUGAGUUUGUGGGAGCUACGAUGUUUGGGACAUACAAUGUCAUCUCCCUGGUGGUGCUGCUGAACAUGCUGAUUGCCAUGAUGAACAACUCCUACCAGCUCAUUGCAGAUCAUGCUGACAUUGAGUGGAAAUUUGCAAGGACGAAGCUCUGGAUGAGUUACUUUGAUGAAGGAGGCACCUUGCCACCUCCUUUCAACAUCAUCCCCAGCCCCAAAUCAUUUCUCUAUCUUGGUAGCUGGUUCAACAAUACUUUCUGCCCUAAAAGAGAUCCUGAUGGUAGAAGGAGAAGACACAACUUGAGAAGCUUCACAGAGCGUCACGCUGACAGCCUCAUACAAAACCAACACUAUCAGGAAGUUAUCAGGAAUUUAGUCAAAAGAUAUGUGGCUGCUAUGAUAAGAAAUUCCAAAACAAAUGAGGGGUUAACAGAAGAAAAUUUCAAGGAAUUAAAGCAGGACAUUUCCAGUUUUCGCUAUGAAGUGCUUGACCUUUUAGGAAACAGAAAACACUCAAGGAGAAGCUUUUCCGCUAGCAGCACUGACCUCUCUCAGAAGGAUGACACCAAUGAUGGCAGUAGUGGAGCUCGGGCCAAAUCCAAGAGUGUCUCUUUCAAUUUAGGCUGCAAGAAAAAGGCCUGCCAUGGGCCGCCUCUCAUCAGAACCAUGCCAAGAGCCAGUGGUACCCAAGGGAAGUCAAAAGCUGAGUCAUCAAGCAAACGCUCCUUCAUGGGUCCUUCCCUCAAGAAACUGGGUCUUCUAUUCUCCAAGUUUAAUGGUCAUAUGUCUGAACCCAGUUCAGAGCCAAUGUACACAAUUUCUGAUGGAAUCGUUCAGCAGCACUAUAUGUGGCAGGACAUCAGGUAUUCUCAGAUGGAGAAAGGGAAAUCAGAGGCCUGUUCUCAAAGUGAAAUUAACCUCAGUGAGGUAGAAUUAGAUGAAGUCCGGGGCGCUGCUCAGAGCAGUGAAUGCCCUCUAGCCUGUUCCAGCUCUCUUCACUGUGCAUCCAGCAUUUGUUCCUCAAAUUCUAAACUUUUAGACUCCUCAGAGGAUGUAUUUGAAACUUGGGGAGAGGCUUGUGACUUACUUAUGCACAAAUGGGGUGAUGGACAGGAAGAACAAGUUACAACUCGGCUCUAAGUCAAGUCCCUAACACCUGUCCUGGAACUCAAGAAAAAAUUUGUAAUUUCCUUGCUCUCAGAGGUGACAUAGAGUAUAAAUCCCUCACUGCCCCUUAGGAGAGUAAAACUCCUAUCAUUUUCACAGUCUUUUAUAGCUACAUUCUACAUUUUUGUUCUUAUUUAUAUUAUUAUUUGCCUUUUUAUAAUCAUAAACACUAUGUCCAUCUCAUGACAACUGAAGUGGUAUUGACUCUAAUCAUCAGAGGUGCAGUCGGGUGCUUAACCCUUUUGCUUUGCUUUGCUUUACCUACCCUUGCUUCUUUGAAGCUCCAGGUGCCACUUUGGUAUUGUUGCUGCCACACAGAUUCCUGACCUCCCUCAGGAUCUCACGCCAUGUCCCCAUAGGGCUGAGAGAUGUGGUCAGCAGUCCCCACCAGCUAUCAGAUAAGGCAAACAAACCUGCCUAUCAUUGUUGCCCUUCAGUGCUACACGCUGCCCAUGCUGGUUCAAUGAACAGCAUUAACAGGGAGGCUACUCAGACUCCAAAAACUUGUCAGCUUGUGAUUUCUAGGUAUAACUGGCCUUUUUGUUUUGUUUUACAACACUACAACUUCUUAUUGUGGAGGCUGAGUAUUUUUGUUUCUUAAAGAUGUAUUUCUUAAUGUGUGCCAAUGAGAUAUUUUCCCUAUAGUAUAUUGUCAUAUCUAAUAAGUUAGAUAAAUUCCUUUCCUGUUUCUGUAUUUCAGUUAACUUACUACAUUUUAAAAUUUGAUAGUAUUGAAAUUAGUAUUUAGGAUGUGUACUGUUUUUUAAAACUUCUACUGCACUCUAUAACCAAUACUCACUACAUCUCAUACAUCGGCAAGUAAAAGCAAUUAGCUGGUACAUUUAUAGAGUCCUAUCUACUGUUGAUAGUUUUAAUCAUCAUUGCUUUUGAAACAUUUGCAAGACAAAAGACUGGAUUUGAAAUAUUUUAUCAGAAAAAUGACAUCUUGCUGAGGUAUUGAAAUCUAAGAAAAAAAAAGAGCAUGCUCAUUUUAAUUGACUUCUGGAAAAAAUCACAAUUUUGCAGUUUAGAUAAUUCAGACUGAAAUUUUAAUAUUCAAUGGGGUAAGCAAAAUUGCCUGUAUAAAUUUAUGUUAGAUAUGUAACAGAGCAACCCUAGUGAACUCAUGGGACUAUGUGAUCCAAAAUGUACUAUCUCCAAAGAAAUCUGUAUUUAUACAUCCAAAUUAUUUUCAACAUCUUCACUGGAAUACAAAGGUUCAAGUUAAAAAAUGAAGGCACAAUGCACAUGGUCAUCACUUUAGACCGGAUACCCAUGAAAAAAUAAUCUGAGAAAGACUGGUUUUUAUCAAUAUUAGCAAGUUUCAUCUGUGAAUACUCUAACAUGAGCUGAAGCACCCCUAAUUCCAGCUCAUGAAGGUUAAAUUAGAAACACAUAGCUCAGAAAAAAAGGGUGUUUCCCUGUUUCUUUUAAAUUCCAUCAAUGGAACUCCAGCUA
Octodon degus (degu) is the source of this 4430-nucleotide messenger RNA. RefSeq names its product transient receptor potential cation channel subfamily C member 5 (gene Trpc5). Gene Ontology annotation, cellular component: cation channel complex; membrane. Lineage: Eukaryota; Metazoa; Chordata; Mammalia; Rodentia; Octodontidae. Bases 21 to 2945 code for a protein of 974 amino acids. Gene Ontology annotation, molecular function: inositol 1,4,5 trisphosphate binding; protein binding; store-operated calcium channel activity. The transcript is spliced from 10 exons. Gene Ontology annotation, biological process: manganese ion transport; calcium ion transmembrane transport; regulation of cytosolic calcium ion concentration. The record is from RefSeq and is a predicted model, not a curated record.